GUUUAAUUUAGCAGUUAAAACUUUCCGAUUUAGUUGCUAACAUUUGUUGUUGGUGCUGUUCACAUAUAAAGUGCCUAGCUGUAGCUCAUUUAGCAGUUCUUCAUUUUACAAGAUAAAGGAUAAGAGCCCAUGGACAACAGGAAGAGGCAACCCAGUUCUUCCAGUGCGGGGAGUUUGGUCUUUUGGUCCUCCUCGUUGCCCCGUCAAGCAGCGAGGGUCCUGAUUGUGGAGGCACUGCCCCCCGGUUGGUCAGACACUUGCUCCGUGCUUUGUGAUGCCUUGGACAACUUCCUGUCGCUGGCCUGCAGCCUGGAUGGACCCUGCAGGAUACCCCUACUCAGCCUCUACGCCAUCAGCAGGCAGCCGGAGUGUCUGCUGCCAUUUGUGCAGGUCCGUGGAAAUUUGGCCAGGCUGCAGUCCUGCGUGGAGGAGCUGAGGUCUAUUCCAGGUGAAAGUUGCAUCAAAAGUGCAGCCAAAGGAGGCGAUCUGCUGCGACAGGCGGUGCUGGACAGUCUGCAGCAGUUUAAGCAGUUUAUCAGACACACCAGCACAGGCAACCAGGCCUGCAGCAACGCAUCUGUGGAGGUUACCGUGGUGACCAGCCAGCCGGGGCGCAGCCUGAUUCAUCAGUUGGAGAGCGGGCUGAAAGGAGCCGACCUGGUGCCCCUCAGGCGGCUCCUGGUUGUCCAGAUUGUUGGAACGAAUGACUGGAGCCAGGACUCCCACUCACCUGAAGCCACAAUGACUGAAGGUACGACGCAUAGAGGAGGAUUUUCAACUGAUAGUACCUGACGAGUUGUUUAAAUGUAGCUAUCUGGCGCUGCUAGCUGUAAAUGUUUCCAAGCCCCUCCCGUUCACACUCGCUUCUGUUUCAACCCAUUCAUAAUGUUGCAUUACUAAUGUUUUUUGCAGUUUCAGCAUAACUGAUAUUAUCACAGUUGGUGGGAUGUUUGUGC
Messenger RNA from Poecilia latipinna (sailfin molly), 956 nucleotides. RefSeq names its product meiosis 1 arrest protein-like. Bases 130 to 792 code for a protein of 220 amino acids. Lineage: Eukaryota; Metazoa; Chordata; Actinopteri; Cyprinodontiformes; Poeciliidae. The transcript has 4 exons. The record is from RefSeq and is a predicted model, not a curated record. Gene Ontology annotation, biological process: spermatogenesis; meiosis I; male meiosis chromosome separation.